GCGGCUCUUCUAGCCGGGUGCGCUCUGAGGAGAUUCUAUGGUGAGAGCCCAGGGCCGGUGGCGCCGUGCCGCCCCGCUCGGUGAGGGCGGGCAGAGCCCCGCCGCCCGGCCGGACCCCGCCCUGCCCGAGGGGCCUCGCUGGGAGCGGCAGCCAUGAGCGUCGCGGAGCGGCUUGAGGAGAAGGAGAAGGAGGAGGAGGUGGCGGCGGGCAGCUCCGGGCGGUCGCUGGGUUCUAGUGAUGCAUCUCCAGAUGAAGGAGUAGUAGAAGAUCUUCCUUUAAUAGAUGAAAAAGCUGUGGAGCAGCUAACUGAAGGAUUGAUUUCUCAUUAUCUGCCUGAUCUUCAGCGAUCAAAAUCAGCACUGCAGGAACUUACACAGAACCAAGUAGUAUUACUAGAAACAUUAGAACAAGAAAUUUCAAAAUUCAAAGAGUGUAACUCCAUUCUUGAUAUCAAUGUUUUGUUUUCAGAAGCUAAACAGUAUCACAGCAAGUUAGUGAACAUUAGGAAUGAAAUGAUGAUGCUCCAUGAGAAGACAUCAAAGUUAAAAAAAAGAGCACUUAAGCUGCAACAGAAGAGGCAGAAGGAGGAACUAGAACGAGAGCAACAACGUGAGAAGGAGCUUGAGAGGGAGAAGCAGUUAACAGCAAAACCUGCCAGGAGAACAUGAAAGCAGAACAUGCAACAACCUGUCUGAAUUAAUCAUUCCUGUGUUCUCUGGAAUUAAGGCAGAUUUUGGUUCAACUGGGCUAUACCCGUUACUAGCAACGGUCUACUCUAUGAUACUAUAAAUUCCAGAAUGGUGAUGAUAGGGUUGGUAACAUUCAAAUGUUUUAAUUUCAGCUAUUCAAGUUGCCUUCUUUUGUAAUGCUAUGCAGUUUGAUAUUAUUAUGAUGUAAGUUAAUUUUUUUUAUAUGUAUGUAUAUAGGAGAAUUUGGGCAUCACAGAUUUAAAUAACUGUCAAAUUUUUUUGUCUCUUCUUCUGGUGUUUAGAAUUCUGAGAGAGAUUUGGUGACUGGCGUACAUAUUUUUCAGACAAAAUACAGAAUACUAGUUAAAAGUUCUGUUCUUAUCCCUGGAUUUUGGUGGCUGCCUAUUUCCCUGAAACUGCUUUGAUUCAGGCAGUUGGGAUGUCUUUUUCGAUGCCCUGGUUCAUAAAUACUGACUUCUUAUACAGUCUUAGUUUGGUCAGUCUCAAAUGAACUGAAGAAGCUUUCAAGGCACUUGUCUGAAAGCUCACUUUAUUGCAGCAGUCUUUUAUUUUUUUUGUCACAAAAUAACUUAAGAACAGUUGUAAAGUAACUUCUGAAUAAUUUCCCAGCUGAAUUGGUUGGGGCAGGGGGAAACAGAACACUAAAGACUGUCAGAAUUGAUGUGUACAAAACACAAAGAUUAAUGAAUUUGUGCUUUCUCAAGCAUUUGAGUCAAACCAGGGAACUGUUGUCUCUGUAGUGGCUCGACAGGAAGACUGUGUAGUCUAAGCAGAUUUCUAGGGAGUUAGAAGUUGUUUCUUCGUUUAGUGUGACAAAUAAAACACAAUCAAAACUGAACAAUUUCCACUUCAUGUAUAAUUGAGUUACCUGUAGGAGAAACUACUGCAUUUAAUUUUUUUUCCUUAACAAGUAAUUCAUUUGCACUUCGGGGCUACGUAUGAGAAUUUUUGUUAUGCUUUCCUUGCCCAAAUUGAUGAUUAAUAGUAUUUGUUGCUGUUACAUGUGGAGUGGAGGUUGAUAUCCAUUUCUUUGAAUGUAAUUGCUUACUCGCAGCACUUGGUGUGGACUCCCGUUCAAAUGAAUGUUGUCUAGACUGGUAAAAGAGCUUUAAAGUAUUUGUUCCUACAGUCUAACUAGGUACUUUAUAUCUGUAUUACUUUUUAAGCAGUAGUGCAAGUGCUGUGUUUUGAAGUAAGAUGAAGGGUAAGCUAUGUGAGUUUUUCCAUAAAAUACCAGAGGGCCACAGUCAAUUUUACUUUUUCUUCCAUUUUAGAUGAUUCACGGGUGUGUACACCUGUCUGGACUCUCCUGUAUUACAAUAUUCUGAACUUAUAAUUCCCUGUUCUUAAUAUUUGUCAUCUUUUUCUGUGAAAGAGGUACUCUAACGAGUAAUUAUCCAACAUGCAAGGUAAACCGGAAUGAUGUUUUGGGGCCGGGAGAACAAACUGCUUGAAGCAGUCUGAAGAGAUGCUGAAAUGCUGUUACUGAAGCAGUAAUCAGUUACAGAUGUCCACAGGUAUUUUUCUUUUAAGUUGACUUGUGUCUCUUAAUUGCCAGUGGAUUUUUGACCUGUGCUGUGGUUUGUAUGUAUUUCUAAGAGAAAUGUCAAAAAUUUCCACAGUCCAUUUUUGGAGCAGAAUGUACAUAACUAAAUAGUGUUUAAAUAUUUUAUUUUGUAAUGUAACUUCAAAAUUAGAUUCUGGGAAUUUAAACUGUUCUUAUUAAAGUAUAACAUGAUACGAGAUGCCUCAGUAUCCAAAUUGGGAUUAAAUUCCUAUGUUAUUUCUUGAUUUGUGUUCCCUCCUCUAGAAUACAGUUUAGUCAUCCCUUUCUGAAGAACUGUGGGGUUUUUUUUCCGAAGAACUAUGGGGAUGGUUUUGUUUUGUUUCAAGAAUCAUGGCUACUUUUACUGAAAAUACAGAAUUCUAAGCAUAGGAAGUAAUGCUUUCGCAAUUGCAUAUUUCAGUGUUUCUUUGGAAUAAUUUCUGAUCAAAGGAGUAAAAGCUUGAGUGCUUGCCUGAGGAAUCGCGUAUACAUAUGUAAAAAUGUAAUUGAUAACUUUUCCCAUAAAAUUGUAGUAAAAUCUGGUUCUUGUGUGAAUAAGGAACUAAUUUUAAUGAAGUGUUUUUCUUUAAUAAAGGGGAAAGAAUUAACUUACAGGG
Molecule: messenger RNA, 2874 nt
Organism: Calidris pugnax (ruff)
Lineage: Eukaryota; Metazoa; Chordata; Aves; Charadriiformes; Scolopacidae
Gene: BLOC1S6
Product: biogenesis of lysosomal organelles complex-1, subunit 6, pallidin
Exons: 5
Coding region: 154-669 (171 amino acids)
Biological process (GO): intracellular transport
Cellular component (GO): transport vesicle; extrinsic component of membrane; BLOC-1 complex
Source: RefSeq, a predicted model, not a curated record